This is a messenger RNA of Wasmannia auropunctata (little fire ant), 2114 nucleotides long. It is a transcript of the gene Pez, whose product is annotated as tyrosine-protein phosphatase non-receptor type 14. Gene Ontology annotation, cellular component: cytoskeleton. Lineage: Eukaryota; Metazoa; Arthropoda; Insecta; Hymenoptera; Formicidae. The transcript is spliced from 7 exons. Bases 664 to 1950 code for a protein of 428 amino acids. The record is from RefSeq and is a predicted model, not a curated record. Gene Ontology annotation, molecular function: protein tyrosine phosphatase activity.
AUCGUGCAUUAUAUAUAUCCCACAUUCUACAAUUUGUGGAUGUAUCGAUGCCUCUUUCCCGGCCGCUCGAUAUCUCGGCGUCGAGACUCGUCGUGACUCGCUCGUGUGGACCGAAAGUAUCGAUAGUAUUGAUACUCUCGCGCGAGAAGGAGCAAAAGAGAAUCUGUAUAACCUCUUUGAAAAGAGAACGCGCAACAGCAGGUUUUCCUCUGCCGUGUUGAUACGGGGAGGGGAAUGCCGAGUUUACGUUUACGCCGAGAGGGCGGAAAGUGGAUUGCGAGGACGAGCGGUACUUCAAGAGGAAUCUGAUGUCGGCCGCUGUCUGAUAUCAGCUGAUAUCGACUGAUAUGGAUACUGUCGAUGUGCGCGGAGUGUCGAAUUGCCAAAAAUUCACACGUCCAUCUCUCACGUGUGACGUGACGUGCCCGCCCCGAGUGAUGUUUACACAGAAGAGUGAUGAGUGUACGGUAUUUUAAGACACCGCGAGCGAGUUCGCGUGUGCGCACCUCUUGAAAUAUAUAUACAAUAUACAUGUCGUUAUCUCGGCUCGUUGGCAACGCCAGGUUGUUAUUACGACGUUCCGUCGUGAAUCGAGAUCGUAAUGCCACUUUGUAACGUGCGCGGUGAUAUUUGGAUGUAAUUCUGCUUUACGGCCGCGCCAAAAUGCCGUUCAAGUUCCACUUAAAGAAGAGCAGGCAGUACAAUGUCGUGUCUAAGAAUCAGUACGUGAUUUGCGUCGAGCUGUUGGACGCCACCUCGAUAGAAUGCACCCUCGGUAUCGACAGCGUCGGCCAGGAGUGCCUGGACAACGUGAUGCAACGCUUGGGGCUGGGGCAGCCCGAGUUCUUCAGCCUGCGCUACGUUUGCCGCGGUACGUCGUCGCUCCGAUGGAUAGACAUGGACAAGCCACUGAAGAGGCAGCUCGAGAAAGAUGCCAAAGGCUUCACGCUUUACCUGAGAGUUAUGUACUACAUCGUGGACGUGCAGCUCAUUCAGGAUGAGAUGACAAGAUAUCAUUAUUAUCUUCAACUGAAGAACGAUGUGCUAGAGAACAAGAUACAUUGCAAUUACAGACAGGCGUGCGUGCUAGCGAGCUAUUCUAUGCAAGCUGAGUUUGGAAAUUACAGUCCGGAGAGACACACGAUCGAGUAUCUCCAACAGUGCACUUUCUUUCCAAACGACGUAAACAAAACUGACCCAGGUGGGCAAGAAUCUCUCCUACACACAGCAAUAUGCCAAUACAAGGGUCUUAUUAAUAUGACACAGGCUACUGCGGAGGAACUGUAUAUCUCGAUUGCCAUGCAACUGGAGGGAUAUGGCACCGAAACGUUUACUGCGAAGGAUAACAGUAACAACAAAGUUAUACUUGGAAUUUCCAUAAAUGGAAUUAUGGUGGCCUAUCCUAAUACGCAAACGACACAAUUUUACAGAUGGAAGGACAUCAGUAAUGUCAUAAAUCAAAAGAAAACGUUUAGAAUAGAGUACAAAUGUGAAGAGGCGAAGCAAUUUGUAUUUUCCGAGUCGCGCGACGCGAAAUAUAUUUGGAGGCUGUGUAUAGCCCAACAUUUAUUUUACAUACAGUAUCAAGAACGCCGUCCGCAAGAAAGAUCUAGUGGCUGCUGUGAUAACGAUACAAACGAUUCUAGUGAGCAAGCAGUAUCCGUGAAUUCGGAUAACAGGACCUCGGACACGCAUACGCGGUGGACAAGUUACAACGAUCUUUCGAUACCGUCGCCGUGCCCUGUCGUGUCCGUUUCGACUACCGAUAUAAAUAGUUUACGUGCGUUACUCCCGUCGUAUAGACCGGCGCCUGAUUAUGAAACGGCGGUCCAAAUGAAGUAUAACAAUGGUGGAAGCGCUGCUCACAAUCAGCCUUAUUACGCGAAUCAGUCCGCAAUAGUUGGCUCGGACAUUUCGUGCCUGCUAGGUGUAAAUCGUAAUAGGUAUUAAAUUUAAUGAAAUAACUGAUAUCACAAUAAGUUCUUGCUGAUAGUUGUGAUACAAGGAAUUUCACUGAACGACUCACUAAAAGGAGAGAUUAUGUAUUAUGUAUAAUUCAUAAAUAUUGCAAAUAAAAUAUUUAUAAAUUAUAUAUGAAUAUAUUUUUAUAUAUA